CGAACUAGUUCCCUCAAAAACACGUACGCUGUGGUGAAUUUCUUCAACAAUAUAAUCAAUGAAAAUGGCAGGAGCUUCUUCCAUGUUUCGCCUGGUAGCCAUGAUGGUUAUGGCCAUUGUUGUACUGUUAUCAUCAACAUCUGAAGCUGAGCAUCAUGGGUCGCCGGCGGCAGCAGUUUCGUGCAAUCAACUUAUUCCGGCGAUCACUCCUUGUCGUCGAUACUUGAUGGGAACUAAUUCCAAGCCUUCUGAAGGCUGCUGCAAUGGCGUCAAGAUCAUCAACGAGAAGUCAAGAGCCAAACAAGACCUGGUUGUUGCGUGCAACUGCAUCAAGCAAGCACUCUCCCUAGUGGGCAAAUAUGAUCCUAAUCGCAUUCCUAUGAUUCCUAAACAGUGUGGCUUCCCUUUCUCCCUUCCUGCCAUUAGUAAGAACACUGAUUGUUCCAAGCUUGUGGAGGGUGGCUUUUGAAUAAGGCUUGGUUUGGAUGAAGAAGAAGUGGGAAAAAAACAGAAAAAAAAAGAAAUAGGAGAAAAAAUUUUAAAAAAUAGUAAAUUUUAUUUACUAUUUUUAAGAGUCUUUCUUUCUAGUUUUCUUUUUUCUUUAUUUUUUUUCCUUAUUCAAACGAAAGGCUAGUGUGACAUGAAUCAACAAGCUUGCUAUAAAUAAUAUGAGGAUAGAUAAUUACUCUCAAAAAAAUAAAAAAUCCACGUAACUUGCCUAGUCAACGGAAUGCUGUGUUGCCAGUUGCUUAACUUGCUUUGGUCAACGGAACCUGUGUUGCCAAUUGCUCAAGUAUGCUCUUUGACUAUAAUUAUUAAAUUUUCUAUAUGUAUAUCAAUA
Molecule: messenger RNA, 841 nt
Organism: Prosopis cineraria
Lineage: Eukaryota; Viridiplantae; Streptophyta; Magnoliopsida; Fabales; Fabaceae
Product: non-specific lipid-transfer protein-like
Exons: 2
Coding region: 59-469 (136 amino acids)
Biological process (GO): lipid transport
Cellular component (GO): membrane
Molecular function (GO): lipid binding
Source: RefSeq, a predicted model, not a curated record